Scatophagus argus is the source of this 3233-nucleotide messenger RNA. RefSeq names its product protein Niban 1-like. The transcript has 14 exons. Bases 173 to 3109 code for a protein of 978 amino acids. NCBI's taxonomy places the organism in Eukaryota, Metazoa, Chordata, Actinopteri, Scatophagidae. The record is from RefSeq and is a predicted model, not a curated record.
ACACCAUGCACUGACGCACUGAAAACAGAGGAAAUGAGCUGAGCAUAAACUCGACACAUGAGAGCAGCUCAUUUAGUUGACAUUUAUUACGUAUCGGUUCCCUGUGUGUAUACAUUCAAAUAAUUGAACUGAGCUUUCCUGAGACAUUUGAGAAGAAGGGAAGAGAGACGUUAUGGGGGCAUCUUCCUCUGGUUUGUUGGAUGAGGCCAAAAUCGCCAACAUCAAAGUGCUUGUCGACAGUAAGUUUCAGAGCUUCAGUGCAUUUUACCGUCAGCAGCAUUCUGCAGCAUAUUUUGAACACUUACACCAAGAAGUUGAACCAAAGAAAGAGGGGAGAGGCCUACUGCUUACACAAGGGCCUCAGUAUACUUCAGAGGAAGUGCUGUACCAAGGGUGCAUGCACUUCUCUUGCUGGGAUGAGCAGGGAAAGAAAUGCAGAGAGAGAUAUGUCGUCCUAAAACGGGACUACAAAGUGGAGAUACAUGAAAACAUGGAGACUUUCAGUCGUGGAUGUGCAGCUAAAUUGGUCCUCCAGACAGCAGGGGGCAGUGUGUUCACCACAGAACAAGACUCCAGAGCUCACCUGGAGGAAACCUGUGCUGCAGUACUCAGUGAAACAAAGGAGGAUUCUUCUUCAGCGGUGUCGCCUUCUAAUACAUUUGCUGUGUAUCUCCACCUGCCUUACAUGGGCCACACUUACUUCCUUUUCCAAAAGGAAGAGGAGCAAGAUCACUUCCUGUCAGCCCUCAAGACCUGCAUUAGACACUGCAAUCUUGACCCAUGGUGUGAUUCAUCCUAUGAAAGUCAGGCGUUCGUCCGAGCUCUCCGACUCUACCGACAGGACAUGGGAUGCUAUGAAAGCUGGGAAAUGCUGCUGGGCACUGAAGAAAAAGUGCUGGCCUCCCAGGUGAUGGAGGAAGUGUUACCGUGGUUACAGAGUCAGCUUCAAUCAAAAGUGAAGGGCAAGAGGACUGAAAGGAUACGGCAGUGGUUGGCAAUGGUGCAGGCAACUUACAGUGUGGUGCUGGAACAACUCACUACAAGUCUGCAGGCCCUGAGGGAGGAGUGUCGUCAGACAGCAUCGGCCAAUCAAGCACUAAUCAGAUCCAGCCUGGACCAGAUAAUGUCCUCUCACUGCUUCCUGGAGGACAAAGUCAGAGCAUGUAUAUGCGAAGAAGCAGAGAAGGUGUGCAGUGAGUCUGUAGCACCUUACCUGUCCUCCGUCCUUGAGGCACUCACAGAAAACAUAAGUGCAGGGAUUCAGGAGAUGCAACGCACACUGCACACACAGAUGGACUCAGCCUUCACACACACAAAUGGAGGAACAGGAGAGACAAAGAAGACCUUGUCCACUCUGCAUUCCAUCAGUCUGGAUCAGUGCUACAGGCAGGUGGAGAAUCUGAUAGAGAAACUUGAAGGCUUAAAACAGCGGUUUGGAUUGAGAAGCACUCAGAGACUGGUUCACUCUGCACAUCUGGAGAUGGAGAAGCUACUGGACAGUGCUGUGUACACCUUAGAGCUGUUCCUCCAAUCAUCAGCCCGACUGCAGCCCUCUCAGGUUCCUGUCAAAAUGGAAAGAGCUAAAGAGAGAGUCAUGAAGCAGCUGGACUAUGACAGCAGAGUUAUCCAGAGGAGGCUCUAUCAGGAAGCUUUACUGGAUAUCACUCUGCCUGUUCUCACCAAGAAGAUGGACAGCAAGUGGAAAACCGAACUGCACCAGUUUGAGCAAUACAUUUUCUCAGACUUCAGCAGUUUUAUCCUGGUGCAUAAUGUCUAUGACGAUAUACUGAGAAACAUCCUCAGUAAGGAGAUAGAAACAGUGGUCCAGGAUGCUGCCAGUAAGAGGAGCAACAAUCUCUUAUUGGACACUUCUGAUCUGGCCAUUAGUCAGUACAGUUUGAUGGGGCAGACACCUCCUCGCUCUACACCAGGCAGCCCAGCCAUUCACCCUCGGGACUCCUCCACGGCAGCACCCAGAGAAGAACCUGAUCCUGUGGUGGUGGAGCAAGGUCAGCCUGUCCCAGAACUUAAUGCUGAUGCAACAUCUGAACCCAGUGGCACUCAAAACUGUGAACAGAGCGAAGUGCUUCUGUCUCCUGUGAUUGUCAUAACACAACAGUGUGAUGAAUCCUCCACAAAGGAAACUUCUUGCUUUGAGGACACCCAAGAGGUUCAGCUUGAAAAUAUUGCACCAUUAACUACAACUGAAUCUUCCAACUCACCUGAUUCUGAUGCAGAACAUGAAGUUGGUACACCUGAUGCGCCUGCUACCAGAGAACCCACCAAUCCUAUCCAAGACUCUUCUGACAGUUCAGUGGUCACUUUGUCCUCGUCGCAGCCCACCGAUGUUCCAGCUGAACACACUCACAGUGAUCAAUCAGCAGUGCCUGAAAAUUCUGUCACACCUGCACCCUCAAACUCAGAUCAAAAUACAGAAGACGCAACUCCUGUCCAGGAUCUCUGCAACUCAUCGCCGCACUCACCCUGUACAGACAGUCCAAUGAAAAUCAGCCUUGCGUUACUAAGCGAGGCCGUUGGUUGCAACUCCACAGCACCUGCUGUAGUGCAGGCGACGGCGCAGCAGACUACUGACAGAGCUGUCUACCUGACAGGGGAAAUGAAAGACAACUGGGAGCUGGAGAGAAUAAAAGAGGAGAAACCGAAAGAGGUAUAUGAGGGAGUCAAAGAGGGGAAAGAAGAGACAGAGACAGGUGAGGGGAAAGAAGAGAAGAUAGAGGAGGAAACAAAAGAUGAAAGUGUCGAUGAAAGCUGCCAGUUCUCUGAACCUCCAACAGAGAGCGCCACCUCUUGGCAGAGAGAAAGUGAGGAGAGAGACAAUGAUGAAGGAGAAGUUAGCGAGCUUGAGACUGAGAAAAGAAAUGAAGAAAGGAAAGAUGCAGAGGGCAGAGGAGAUGAUGCAGAAGAAGGUGGAAAGAAAGAAAAAGAGGAGGAGGAAGUUUUUCAAAGCCUUCAGCCAAUGGAAUCACAACCAAAGUGUGCUGCUGAGCUGCCAUUGGACAGUGUGGCUAUUAUCAGAGAGCUUGUGACUGAGAUCACUGAGGUGGAGACAGUGAUGUACCCCUGUCCCAGCAGCAGCCACACACCCUGACACACUCAUUACCAUGACAACUUGCUGUCGAGAGCUCUCGGACACAUCUACUUCACAGGUCCUUAUGAAACGGUACAGAGAAAGAUGAGUGCAAGUGCAGAAGGAAAGUUAAAUCAUAUUCUAA